AUGGCGGUGCAUCAGAAGGAAGGCGAAUCUCUAAAGGAUUAUGUAGUCCGGUUUAAUCAAGCCAGGCUCACGGUGGAUAAUCCUAUCGAAGAGAUGGUUUAUGUGAUUCUAUACCAAGGAUUGAGGGUGGAAAGGCCCUUAAUGGCCGAUGUUACUCUUAACACACCUGAGAAUUUGACCGAACUUACCGACAUGAUCAAAAAGUAUGUGAACCAAGAGGAGAUGCUCACAGCCUUGAAAGAAUCCCAGAAAAGCAAAGUCUCGGAAUCAGGAAAUCCCAGGAAGAAUAAGAAAGUCCGCCCAGAAGAAAAGCGGACCGAGACAAAGGCCGCGGUAGGACCCAGAGGCCACCACCAAUUUCGAAUAGAAGAAUGGACUCCCUUGAACUCUCCCAUCAAUGAGGUAUUAAUCGAGAUUAGGAGAGACCCAUUGUACGAAGAUCCUCACCCGCUCUUCUCUACUCGUGUAAAAGAAGAAAACAUGCACAAGUUAUGCACAUUUCAUAAGGCCCGAGGUCAUCUUACCGAGGAGUGCAAAAAUCUCCGAAUCUUGAUUGAGAAAUUUAUCAAGAACGGAAAACUUCUUCGCUUUAUAGCAGAUAAUCAGGGUCAGCCUAGGCGAGAUCAAGGGCCUCGUCAAUACCAAGGAGAGAGAGACUAG
Molecule: messenger RNA, 660 nt
Organism: Alnus glutinosa
Lineage: Eukaryota; Viridiplantae; Streptophyta; Magnoliopsida; Fagales; Betulaceae
Exons: 1
Coding region: 1-660 (219 amino acids)
Source: RefSeq, a predicted model, not a curated record